CCUGACCUUCACCUUCAUAGAGAUGCCACCAGACACACUGGGAUCAUCGAGGGCCACGGUAUUGGAAUGACUGGCUUUGCCUGGUUUCACGAGACAUCAGGUAUCUGACUAAGAUAAGCAUAAUCACGUGAAUCUAGCAAGCUUGCUGGCUGGCCAAGUGUGCUCUCUGCCAGGGAGUUCUUCGCUUGUACUGAUCGUAAGGUACCUACCUACCUAGGUAUACUUACUUCACUUUAUCCUCUUGGGCGUGGUACUGGCUACUGUAUAAUAGCCGAGGAAUGGCCUUCUAGAGACAAAUGGCGGAAAGGAGACCCAGUCACCCAAACUAUUGUCGCCUUGGUCAUCCUGUAAUUCUGUACAACAUCUGGCGAUAUUUGAACUAUUUUACUUGUGCAUCCUUCUCUCCAAGGGCUAUUCUCCAAGAAUGACAACAACUUAAGAUAGGUUUAGCGACAAUGCGUUGUGUCUCUCCAUCGCUUUGCCAUUGCGUUCCUUUCGGCCGCCCUACCGAACCCUCCUCUGUUCCAAGGAAUCUCAACCUACAACCUAUCUCCAUCUGGCGGCCAAUUUUGAGUACAGACAAUAAUUCAGUCUGAAUUAGUAUCUCCCCGUGCUUAAAAUCAAUAGUUCCGGGUUUCAGAGACAAAGUCAGAACCUGGGCAUGACCACUACUCCACCAGCUCCCCGCCAUCAACCUGUUGACAAUCAUGUCUACCCAAACACGAACCCCUGAGUCGCUCCAAACAACCUCGCCAAACGUCACAGUCAACACACCCUCCCAAAUAUCCAACCACCCCUCACCCAUCUCCUCGUCCACAUCACAACACCUCAUAUUCUUCAUAACCGGCAAUCCCGGACUAAUCGGCUACUACAACACCUUUCUUCACAGUCUCCACAAUAUCCUCAGCACAUCUCAGGAAAUUCAAGAUGUCUAUCACGUUCAUGGACAAUCUCUGGCAGGUUUCAUAGAUUCAGACACAGAGACACGAACAACGCCGUACAGUUUAGAAGAACAAAUCGAAAUCACGCUAUCAGCUCUCAGAUCCCAGCGCAUCCCUUCAGGGCCAAAGAAAGACCAGCACUACGACAGCGUAAUCUUAAUCGGGCAUUCAGUCGGGUCGUACAUCCUACUGGAACUCAUCAAGCGACUGGGUAAAUCCUCACCAGUCAAGAUCUCAGCUGGUAUCUUGCUAUUCCCUACCGUCACCCACAUCGCCAAGUCUCCAAGCGGGGUCAAAAUCAGCACACUAUUUCGCAUCCCGAAUUUUGCAAAGAAGGUGGGAACUAUUGCGAAAGGACUUGUCUAUCUGGCGCCAGGUGGUGUGUUGAAGUGGCUGGUGGGUCUGGUGGCAAGGAUGCCGAGUGAGGCUGCUGAGGUUACUACGAGUUUUUUGAGGAGUAGGAUGGGUGUCUGGCAAGCCUUGCACAUGGCCAAAGAUGAGAUGGAUUUCAUCACUGAAGAUACGUGGGACGAGGAUAUCUGGGGUAUCGAGCAGGAAGAUCCAGAUACGAAGUCCAAACCUCCGAAGCUUAUUUUCUAUUUUGGGCAAAAUGAUCACUGGGUUGCAGACCAUACUCGUGAUGCACUGAUUGCUGCCAGAGGACGUGAAGAAGGAGCCCGGCAGAGUUCGAAGCCAAUUAUGAUCAUCGAUGAGAGUAAUAUACCACAUGGAUUUUGUAUUCGGCACAGCGAGACGGUCGCGGAGAAAGUUGGUGUGUGGAUCAAGAGAGUGAUGGUGGAUUUGUGAUCAGACUGAUAUUCGAGAGAGCGAUCCAUACAAACUUGAGACUUUGUAGAGUACAUGUACGAAUAGAUAAACUAUUAGACUGUUCCGGUAUGUGUUCUUGAUUCCACUCAAUACAUGGCAGACCACUGUCUGGCUUGUUCUGGAUGCUGCCGGGGGCCUUCCAAUCAAAAGACUCGUGGCCAUUAUCAUACCACACUCUCUUGAGACCAGAAGCUUGCUUCUCCAAUGGUUCCCAUCCGGCAGUAAUCUCAGGCGAGGGUGAUAAGGCUGGGAAGGCGAAACUCGCUUCCGUGUGGCUGCCAAAACAGUUGGCCAAAAAACGCAUUAAAUGAACCCUCGUCAUGUUUUGAAAGAUUAGUAUGUAUGCAUAUGGAGAAGAAGAUCCAAAAAUGAAUUAUUUUCUUUCAUUCGUUCCCCUCCCCCUGUGUACGUCACGGAUCAGCAUUCCCGGCAAGCACCCAACAACUAGCGUUGCACGACCGUCAUUACAUGAUGACUGGAAGUACCGAAG
Molecule: messenger RNA, 2259 nt
Organism: Cadophora gregata
Lineage: Eukaryota; Fungi; Ascomycota; Leotiomycetes; Helotiales; Ploettnerulaceae
Exons: 4
Coding region: 708-1748 (346 amino acids)
Biological process (GO): lipid storage
Cellular component (GO): lipid droplet
Molecular function (GO): lipase activity
Source: RefSeq, a predicted model, not a curated record